AUGAUCCGGCGGUUUGUGAAUCUGGUGGCGCGAAAGCCGGGCAGCGAAAACGGCGCGUACUCGCUGCAUCGGCUGGACGUCGCCAAGCAUCUCUUCUACCCGUCCACAGCCAAAGCAGAAGCAGCAAACGCGAAAGGGCAGAGCAGUAGCGGCGGCGGCGAUAAUAAGCAGCCGGAAAUCGGCAGCCUGCUGCGCCGGCUGCCGAGGCCGAUCGUGCAAUUCCAACAGGUCCCUCAAACUCCCACAUGGCGGCCUUUGGAUGACAUGUUUGUGCUCCUAAGCCCCGGCGGCGGCGAGGCGGGCGACAGGAUCCUCCACCUCCACGCCAGCAAGGAGAACCACGGCGACGUCUACGACGCCGACUCGGGUUCCGUCAUCAGCACCAUGCCCAGCCCCACCCUCGACGGUCCCAACAGAGUCGGAGUACAACCCAUCACCUUCUCCAUCACCACCGGAAGAACAACCGACCGCGACGGGGAAGAGAAGCAGGACAGCCGCCGCCUCUACGUGAUGACCGACAGCGGCGGCCAGAGCUUCCAGUGCCUGGACCUCAGCCAGCACCCUCACAGGUGGCAGCCUCUCCCAUCCGCACCCUUCGCAGUGGCCGCCGCCGCGCCCGCCGCGGCUUCUUGCAUCACGUCCUUCACGACCGUCGACGGCGGCUCUGGCUCCACCAUCUGCGUGUCGACGGUGGCCAAGGGCACGUACUGCUUCGACACGAGGACCAACGAGUGGCAGCACGCCGGCGACUGGGUGCUGCCCUUCGACGGGCGCGCCCAGUACGUCCCCGAGCUCGACGCCUGGCUCGGCUUCAGUAGCCGCGCCGACAACGACACCGGCCACGACCACCAGCUCUGCGCCUCCUCGGACCUCGCCGCCGCCAUGGACGCUCGCCGAGCGCCGAUCCUGGAUCACGUGUGGGAGGACCUCGCCCUGCCUAGGGACCAGGAGAAGAUGAAGCUGAGCCCGAGCUUCGGCGAGUGUCAUCCUAAGAAGUUGAAAAUGGUGACACUUUAUCCCUUAGCUUAG
Messenger RNA from Miscanthus lutarioriparius, 1029 nucleotides. NCBI's taxonomy places the organism in Eukaryota, Viridiplantae, Streptophyta, Magnoliopsida, Poales, Poaceae. The record is from the annotation of a GenBank genome assembly.